Peronospora belbahrii is the source of this 300-nucleotide messenger RNA. NCBI's taxonomy places the organism in Eukaryota, Oomycota, Peronosporomycetes, Peronosporales, Peronosporaceae. The record is from the annotation of a GenBank genome assembly.
AUGAGCUCUCUUCGUAAAUUAAUUCCCUUUGGUAACCGCGUAUUGGUCAAACGUUUUGAAGCUGUUGCAAAAACAGCAGGUGGAAUUUACUUACCGGAUGCGGAUGCCAAGCAACAGAAUGAAGGUCAAGUGAUUGCUGUAGGUCCUGGUGCUCGUGCUUCUGAUGGUUCACUCAUUCCAGCUCAAAGUGCUGUGGGUGAUAAGGUUUUAUUACCUGAAUACGGUGGUAGUGUCGUUAAACUUGGUCAAGAUGAAUUGUUUUUGUUUCGCGAUGAGGACAUUCUUGGAAAACUCGAGUAG